Messenger RNA from Dimorphilus gyrociliatus, 2736 nucleotides. NCBI's taxonomy places the organism in Eukaryota, Metazoa, Annelida, Polychaeta, Dinophilidae. The record is from the annotation of a GenBank genome assembly.
GUUUGUGACUUUGUUUCAAACCAUUAUAUUAAAUAUUAAUUCGUAAUCAAAGACAACAAAAUAGAUCCUACCUGCAUUUCAUGCAUAACUGUCGAUUUCGAGUUCGACCUACCAGAUCUUCCAGAAGCCAUCAACACAAAGCACCUAAUGGCCGACCGUCAUGUAAAUGUACGAUCUAAGCGACGCUGGCUGAAGGCAAUAUAAAUGGACUUUUUCCUCCUUCUCUUCAAAUAUAUAGGUUUUAGAUUUUUUAAGCUUAGGGAAUCAUUCCCUAUUUGUGUGUCAUUCUCCGAAUUAGAUAUACCAAUGUAUGCAGAAUCAUACAUUUUUUAUGCGUGACCACAUACUGCCAUAUUGUGUUGUUUAUUUAGUCAACAAACCGUAAUAAAGACGGUUAGUAUAAUUAUUCUAAGUUGAUAUGGAAGUUUAGAAAUUUUGAAUGGUAAAGUUAUCGACAACUGAUUUUAAACUAGUAUGUUUUUGACUUUAUUUCCUUAUUUCCAGUAUUAAUGAUCAAUUGCAUAGCUCUUUUGUAAUUAUUCAUAUGAUUGCCUAUAAAGAAUGAAACGAAUGAAUCGUAUACUCUUUCAAAGGGAUAGAUGCUGACACUUUUCUUCACUAUAUUCUUGAUAACAUCCGACACCAUGCUUUCAAGCUCAUAAGCUUCUGACGCGAUUAGUUUGUCAUCCACAAUUCAAAAGCAGUCGAUAUUAUCAAUAAAUAAUAUGCAAAAUUGACGGGAAUUUUUAUUCAACGAUGCAGAAUGGAGCCCAUAUCAAUUCGUUUAUUGCAAAAAAAGAUAUAUAUUAAAAGAGUGGUAAUUUGAUGAGUAUUUCUGCAUUAAAUUAAGACACUUUACGAUCAUAUUGCGAAUACUUGCCGAAUUAUUCUAUUCAACAGUUUUAGUCAAAUAAAAAGCAUGUAUGGACUUGUUCGCUAAGGGAAUUUUCACAAGACAACGCAGCUAGAUUUUUCCUUGAACGGAUUUUGUUUCUUGUCAAUUCCGAUUAGAAAUGGAUCAUAUUCUUGUGACUCCCGAAUGUAUUUUACAAGUUCUUCACUUGUUUUCGAUACCGGAUAUCUAUCGACUUGACUUUCAAUCUUCAGCUGCUCUACUAAUUUCUUUUGAGCUUCGAUCACUUCAUUCGACAUGAUUCUGAAAUUCAAGAAAUAGAAUGCGUGCCACUUUUUAUGCUAAUCAAAAUCUACCUGUAUGCUAUUGGGUUUUAUACUUAGUAGCUGCUUGAAUAUUCGUCCAACUCUAAAUAGUUGUAAAGAAUUUACUAAUAGUUAAAAAAUAUCUUCCUAUAUUAUUAUUUAUUCAGCUGAAGCAAAAUUUUUUUCCAACUUAUUCAAGGUUUCGUGGAAUAUCACUCGUCUUUCACAAAUGUCAGCUACAAAUAAAUUAUUCUUUAUAUUAGAUGUUUACCGUUCAGUAGGUAUUAUUUGUGCCAAAACAAAUUAGAGAGCUUGUCGCAAAAAAUCAACCUGGUUAAUAUGAAAGCCAAUAUCGGCCUACUUUUUUAAAAAUCUGUUACGCCAUCUAUUGACAGAGUAUGUAUGCUUAAGUAAAAUUGUUUUUCUUUAAUUUCAGACAAGCUUAUAGCCUUAUUGCGGAAAAUUACCAAUUUUAUAACAGUAUCGAAUCAGGACGAAAAUUGAACGAUACUGUUCAAUACAGGAAACUGAAAGAGAACGAGGUAGUUGAGGAAAGCCUUUCACGAAAGGGAGACGAUGGUUGGGUUAUCGAAAAUUUGUGUUCUUAAAAAUUUUUAAGUUUGCUUAGUGUGUUUUUUGGUUAAGGCUAUUAUCUAUCUAUGUUCGUUUAAAUUUUCCGAAACAAAUAAAAGCUAACAUGCACAGCUGUUGAAUAAUAGACGCAAAACACAAUCUAUCAAAAAUUGGCCCGCAGUUACAGUGAAUGAUUCUAAGAGCGAAAAAUUGUAUAAAAGAUCCUUUUAUGAACAUGUCUGAUACCUGCAAUAGAACACUCUCCGAUCUUAUUGAGAAGAAUGAUGGACUACAGCAACAGAAAUUCGACAUGGUUAGAUUUUCGAAAAGUUCUGUAGAGCGACACCCGAUGGAUCAAUUCAACAAAAUGCAAACAGAAUACGAAAAGUUUAUCAAAGUGAAUCAGUUUAUCCUCUGCACCUCUGGAAAUGACAACAAACCUUCAGCAAGGACGAUGGUCCUCACGAAGACAAGUAAAGAGCAGACUAGUUUUCACUUCUUUGCAAUGACAACAAGUCGAAAAGCCGAAGAGCUCGAAGAGAACAAUUAUGCAACUGCAAUUUUUCUUUGGACUAUUAAUGGAGUUUUAAACCAGAUUCGUGUAGAAGGCAGGGUUAAUAAGUUAAGCGAGUCUGAAACUUUAAAAGACUAUAGUAAGCUUUCUGAUGACUAUAAAGCGUACUAUCAUAUCACUCAGCAGGGGCAAGCCGUGCAAUCUGUAUCUGAUUUGCAAGAGAAGCAUGAGAAGUUCUUGGGUAUUGUUCACGAAUUACCAUGCCCUUUUCAUGUGCGGUCAUAUGCAUUAGAAGCAGACUCAGUUGAGAUUUUUAAGCCGGAUGGUUUAUUUGGAAACGAGAGAGUUUUAUAUAGGAAGCAAAUUGAAGGAGAAGAUAUUAAUGAACUUAUUACAUCAAAUGGUGAGGGAGAUUGGUUGAUAGAAAAUAUAUGUCCCUAAUUGAAUACAUCUUAAAAAUGUAGUUGUUUUCUUUUGAUUUAAAAGUUUAU